AUGACGCGGGCCGAGGACGCCCAGUGGCACAGCCGGGAGGAGUACGUUGAGAGUAGUCGCGCGAACGACGACACAGAGUCUGUCACGACCGAAUCAUCCACCCAAGCUCAGUCUAUAUCCGAGGAUGUUGCGGAUUAUCCAGAUACUUCCUUGAGCUCCGCCACGUCCGAAAUUUGUGAAGAAAUCAACUCUUUGAAGGAGUCAGACGACAAGGAACGGGCCGACUUGACACUCCAUCUGGCGAGGCUCCGGUACCUUAAAGGUUUAAACCAGGUUGGCUUCUUCGCCGAUAUCCGAUGGUACCCGGAACAUUAUCCAACAUCUUACUAUCUCGAUGGCCUUUCUAACUUGGCUGAAUGUCUUUGUCUGGCAAAUUAUCUACAGUUCAAGGAGAUGGUGAUUACCAUUAAGUACUACAUUAAACAACUGCUCUGGCAUUUUCUACCUAGACCAGAGGAGGGUGACGAUACCAGGAAAAUGUUUGCCGCUUACGUUGGAUAUCUUUGGGGCGAUGAAGCAGCAGUUCUAACGCAGAUAUUUGAAGAGCACCCAGACUUCCACCGCGACAUUCAGAGAUUCCUAGAAAUGGACUUCCAUGCGACCAAAACACCUAUUGCCGCGAGUACAUUAUGCAAGAGAGACUCAGAAGAGUCCUGGGAGCUAACCGGAGGAGGAAAAAGGAGAGGGUGGUACUAG
Fusarium poae is the source of this 696-nucleotide messenger RNA. RefSeq lists its product as uncharacterized. The record is from RefSeq and is a predicted model, not a curated record. Bases 1 to 696 code for a protein of 231 amino acids. Lineage: Eukaryota; Fungi; Ascomycota; Sordariomycetes; Hypocreales; Nectriaceae. The transcript is spliced from 3 exons.